CGGUUGCGCGUGUGCCAUGGACUCAGCCGCCCGGUGAUAUUGACAAUAGGAGAGAGAAAGGGGCAUUGACGGGGACCCACCGCGGGUACCAAAGGGCGGCUCUGGCAGCGGCGGCUCCAGCUCCAGCGGCUCCUCCACCUUCUCCUUCCUUCUCCUGCUGCCGCUGCGGAUCCAGUCUUCCUCCCUCCCUUCCCCCCCUCCCCACGUCGUCGCCGUCGCCGCCGGGUCCGGGGCAACGAGCAGAGGCGCCGCCCGCCGGGAAUGUGAGCGAGGAGCCACCGGCUGAGCCGCUACGGGGUCGGUGCCGAUUUGAUGGGACGGGCCCGCGGGGGAGGUUCUUGAGGCCGCCGCCGCCGCCGCCGGAGCGCUGAGGUUCAGGUCCGGCCGUGAGGCCUAGAGGCGCCGCCGCCGCGGAACCGGAGGGACGCCGCGCCGGACAGCCGUCGCCCCGGGCUCCCUGCCGCUGUCCGGACCUCCCCCCGCACGUCCCGGUCCCGCCACCCGCCCCCGCUGCGGCCCUCUCGCAGGUCUCCCGCCCCUCGAAACCACAGAUCAUCUUCGGAUUCUUCCCCAGAAGCUUCAAGUAGGGAUAUGUCCUCAGCACCAACUACUCCUCCAUCAGUGGAUAAAGUAGACGGAUUUUCUCGGAAGUCCGUCAGAAAAGCCAGACAGAAGAGGUCGCAAAGUUCCUCACAGUUUAGGUCUCAAGGCAAGCCUAUUGAGUUAACACCUCUGCCGCUGCUAAAAGACGUUCCGUCCUCAGAGCAGCCUGAACUGUUCCUAAAGAAACUUCAGCAGUGCUGUGUCAUUUUUGACUUCAUGGACACGCUAUCUGAUCUUAAAAUGAAAGAAUACAAGCGCUCCACUCUUAAUGAACUGGUGGACUACAUUACAAUAAGCAGAGGCUGUUUGACAGAGCAGACUUACCCUGAAGUAGUUAGAAUGGUGUCUUGCAAUAUAUUCAGAACUCUCCCUCCUAGUGACAGCAAUGAAUUUGAUCCAGAAGAAGAUGAACCUACCCUUGAGGCAUCAUGGCCACACUUACAGCUUGUAUAUGAAUUUUUCAUACGAUUUUUGGAAAGCCAAGAAUUCCAACCCAGCAUUGCCAAAAAAUACAUAGAUCAGAAAUUUGUAUUACAGCUUUUGGAGCUAUUUGACAGCGAAGACCCUCGGGAACGGGACUACUUAAAAACAGUCUUACACAGAAUUUAUGGCAAAUUUCUUGGUCUUAGAGCAUUUAUCCGAAAACAGAUUAACAAUAUUUUUCUAAGGUUUGUUUAUGAAACAGAACACUUCAAUGGUGUAGCCGAACUGCUGGAAAUAUUAGGAAGUAUUAUCAAUGGCUUUGCUUUACCUCUUAAGGCAGAACACAAACAGUUUCUGGUGAAAGUGUUGAUCCCUUUACACACUGUCAGGAGCCUAUCACUCUUCCAUGCCCAGCUGGCAUAUUGCAUAGUACAGUUUCUGGAGAAAGAUCCUUCACUCACAGAACCAGUUAUUAGGGGGUUAAUGAAAUUUUGGCCUAAAACAUGUAGUCAAAAAGAGGUCAUGUUCCUUGGGGAGCUGGAAGAAAUAUUGGAUGUGAUCGAACCCUCCCAGUUUGUUAAAAUCCAAGAACCUUUGUUUAAACAAAUUGCCAAAUGUGUAUCUAGCCCCCAUUUUCAGGUGGCGGAAAGGGCACUGUAUUAUUGGAAUAAUGAAUACAUCAUGAGUUUGAUAGAAGAAAACUCGAAUGUCAUCCUUCCCAUCAUGUUUUCCAGUCUUUAUAGGAUUUCAAAAGAACAUUGGAAUCCGGCUAUCGUGGCGCUAGUGUAUAAUGUGUUGAAGGCAUUUAUGGAGAUGAACAGCACCAUGUUUGAUGAGCUGACAGCCACAUACAAGUCAGAUCGUCAGCGUGAGAAAAAGAAAGAAAAGGAACGUGAAGAAUUGUGGAAAAAACUGGAGGAUCUGGAAUUAAAGAGAGGUCUUAGACGUGAUGGCAUAAUUCCAACUUAACAGAAAUAACGACAGCAGCAUCACUAACCUGUGGAGUCACACAUUUAUGUAGUAGAAGAUGGGAGGAACAGUUUUCUGUAUUGUGCACCUUUGCAGUAGAUUUCACAUUUGUUUCAUUAUUACAACAGCACUGUAUAUACCUGUCUCUAAGUAAAGGAAAAAAAAAAAAAAGGACUUCAGUCCAAAGUUUGGACAGUAGAUGGACUUCUCAGAACUUUGCAAACAUAAUCAUUGUUCUAACCCUCUUUAAAAAAAAAAAAACACAAAAAAACAAAAAACA
Molecule: messenger RNA, 2275 nt
Organism: Acinonyx jubatus (cheetah)
Lineage: Eukaryota; Metazoa; Chordata; Mammalia; Carnivora; Felidae
Gene: PPP2R5E
Product: protein phosphatase 2 regulatory subunit B'epsilon
Exons: 14
Coding region: 592-1995 (467 amino acids)
Biological process (GO): signal transduction; protein dephosphorylation
Cellular component (GO): nucleus; cytosol; protein phosphatase type 2A complex
Molecular function (GO): protein phosphatase activator activity
Source: RefSeq, a predicted model, not a curated record